Messenger RNA from Hymenoscyphus albidus, 4448 nucleotides. Lineage: Eukaryota; Fungi; Ascomycota; Leotiomycetes; Helotiales; Helotiaceae. The record is from the annotation of a GenBank genome assembly.
CCAAGCCAUGACAUGGUAAAAAUAACCGCACAACGUGCCACUGCAAUCGUUACACAAUUUAAGCCUUAUAUGCGGAGAGAGGACAGAUGCAGGUACCAAAGCUUCCCGGGACUAAGCUGUGAUCUGGUUCUGGUUCUUCUAUAACUGAUCUCCUCUAGCUUCCGCUCGCCCGGGGAAUUUGCCGAAACGCGCAUGUGGCCGUGCUGCAACGACAAAAGGUCGUGGAUUCCCACCGAGGUACAACGAUUUCUCACUUGAGAAAAGAUGCAAUUUCUGACCAAGAAAAAACAUGCCCAUCUCAUUUGGAUUCGGAUUCCUUUUUCGGAGUCCGAGUUCGAAAUGUGAAUUUCGACACCACUUUUCCGCCCCACGGGGUUGGAGUCUGCAACACGAAAGGAAAGAAGUUCCCACAUACCUCUCUUUGCGAGUUGAUGUUGAUGUAGUACUCGGUUCCGUCUGGAUGGGGUACGAAAGGUUCAACCAAGAACUGUCGCAAAACACCCAUCACUGUCUCGACCUUUUGCUCCUUGCCAGCACGCUCAGCAAUCCAAGCCUUUGCCUCUGGCCAUGUCUUGUUCAAGGCCAACAGGCCACUCUUUCCACGGCGCUUGAUCAAUUGAUCUGGCUUAGCGACAAAUUUGGAACCGGGGACAAGAAGCCAUGGGUAUGAGACCUCUGCCUGGUCAAGAAUUGCUGAAACCUCUGCAUCUUCUGGGAAGUAUAGAGAUGCGAGCUUUGGAGGGGCGUUGUGUGUGGCGGAUUUUGGGAGAGGAGAUGGCUUGAUGACUGGAGCUCUGGUGAGGUGGUAGUUGAGGAUGGCCUUUCCAUCAGCUUCGAGGAUCGAUUUGGCGGCCAUUUUGAGGUAUGUGAAGAAGUUUCUAGAUAAUCACGCAGAUUAGCUUUCGGUUUCUUGUUGAAGCGGUUCUAAGCUGGAGUUUGUCGAGUGCCGGGGACGCUUCACGGACAGGUUGGAGGUCUCAAGAGCUUGUGGGGGGAAUCGGUUGGUUCACACCUAGUGAAUUUCUCAGGACUUCUCACAGCAGACGGUACUCGACUACGAUCGGUCACAAGGGCUCCUCAGAUAAGAGAGCCGUGCAGCAGAUCUCGAAUGGUAUAAUUGACAGGAUUGGGGGAUAUGGACAGAAUGUGAGGGGUGAACUGGGCGAGGGGAAAGUUCGGAGCUCUAAGAAAGGGCACACAUACCAAAGGGAACCUUUUAAAAGCAGGGCGAUGGGGUCAAGAAAUGGAAUGGUAAUUCAACGAGUCUCGGGAUCGUGGAUGAAGUGGAGGAGAGGAGAAAUUUGGAUGGGGGGAUGGAGUAAGGACGGAGUUCGUACUUUUUUUUUUGGAGGGGACACCAAUACAAGCAGCGGUCGAGCUGAUGGAGGGAUGGAGGGACGAGGGCGGUACGUACGAGUGAACGACCCUACCGUUGGUUACGGACACCGAACCAUUCUGCGCACCUUCCUCGACAAUUUUGGGAGCACCAACGCUAAAUCCCAACAGAUGACAGCACUUUCGGGGUCGCGCCUGCUGCACUGGUCGGGAUUGCCAGGGGUAGGGGCUCUGCUGCAGGGGGGAUUGUGUAAAAGCGGCGUCGAUUUGGCUGGGUCGUCCCUUCCCGUUGCUUCAAGCCACCGCUUGCGCCUGCGCCUACGCCUGUGCCUGUGCCCAAGCUGCGAGUCCCUGAAGCUAUCGCCGAUGACCUAUUAUUACCCUACUCGUCGGUACUAUUUUCACAACGCUGUGUCCACUGCGGCCAUUACUUGUGCUGACCAAAAUCUGGUGGGGAGAAUAUCGAGAUCACGGAAGUGGGAUCUUGCGGUAUCUCACUUGGUGUGUUGAGUUAUCCGCGUCAACCAUUUCGUCAAGACCUGCUCUCUAGGUUUGAUGUCACAAACUGUUGGGCGCCGCUCUUGCCUCUCCGAUCCUGCUUCCCCCCAACCAUUGGGUGACGGUGUGCCUGACAGCAGCAGCGGCCGGCUUUCGCAACACACCAAAAAAGCAUUCCCAGCGCCCACCUUCACCCACCACACCCACACCUUUGGACGAUCCACGCUCGGGUCUUCAACAAGAUAUUGGCUUCAUUCUCUCUCGAUCCCCGAACAAAUCUCCCAUUCUCCCCAUUCUCCCCAUUCACCACUUCUCCCCCCCCCACCAUCUCCUUGACUCCUCUCCCUUGACUUGAGCAUCAAAUACUCUAGUCUUCGGCUUCCUUGUCUGCAGUGGAAAGUCAAUGUAUGUUCCUUUUCCUCUCCCUUGUCAGCUCACCACGUCUUUUCUGCGGGAAAUCUGGAACACUUCAUCCUGCAGGCACUUUUCAACCUUCGACGGAACUACAUCCCAAUUGCUAACCCUCCUCUUUCUUCAGAUUCUCUGCCUCUUUCAAACUUCUCACGAUGCCUGCUGCCACCACAAAUGGAAACGGGGCUGCCCCUCCAUCAAAUGGCCUUUCUGCUAAUGCCAACGACAACAUUCGCCGAUUUGCUGCCCCAAGUCGUCCUUUGAGCCCUCGAGCAGAACACACACUUUUCCACGAUAAGACACGAUGCUUCGUUUACGGUCUCCAGCCACGAGCCGUCCAGGGCAUGCUGGAUUUCGAUUUUAUCUGCAAGCGUAAAACCCCCUCAGUCGCCGGUAUCAUCUACACAUUUGGAGGUCAAUUCGUGAGCAAGAUGUACUGGGGCACCAGCGAGACUUUACUUCCAGUCUACCAAGAUGUUGAGAAGGCUAUGGCCAAGCACAGCGACGUUGACACUGUUGUCAACUUUGCUUCCUCUCGUAGUGUCUACAGUUCUACUAUGGGGCUUAUGGAAUUCCCCCAAAUCAAGUCUAUUGCCAUUAUUGCCGAGGGUGUGCCAGAACGAGUAAGUCGAAGCUACAUGGGCAAAGUCUCAAAGUCCUGUCUAACAACUUAAUAGCGUGCUCGUGAAAUCCUUCACGUAGCCCAAAAGAAGGGCAUUACCAUUAUUGGUCCAGCCACUGUUGGUGGAAUCAAGCCUGGAUCCUUCAAGAUCGGUAACACUGGUGGUAUGAUGGACAACAUUGUCGCCUCCAAGCUGUACCGCAAGGGAUCAGUUGGAUACGUAUCCAAGUCCGGUGGUAUGUCCAACGAACUCAACAACAUCAUCGCCAACACUACCGAUGGUGUAUAUGAAGGUGUUGCCAUUGGUGGUGACAGAUACCCAAGCACAACCUUUAUCGACCAUCUUCUACGAUACGAGGCCGACCCAGAGUGCAAAAUCUUGCUUCUUUUGGGAGAAGUCGGAGGUGUUGAGGAAUACCGUGUGAUUGAGGCUGUCAAAUCUGGAAAGAUCACCAAGCCAAUUGUCGCAUGGGCUAUUGGAACUUGCGCAAGCAUGUUCAAGACGGAGGUCCAAUUCGGCCACGCUGGAUCUUUCGCCAACUCUCAACUCGAGACUGCCGCAACCAAGAACAAGUCGAUGAAGGAAGCAGGCUUCUUCGUCCCAGAAACCUUUGAGGACAUGCCAGCUCUCCUUGCUCAAGUUUACCAAACUCUUGUCAAGAAGGGCACAAUUGUUCCACAACCUGAGCCAAUCGUACCAAAGAUCCCAAUUGAUUACUCAUGGGCCCAAGAGCUUGGCUUGAUCAGAAAACCAGCUGCUUUCAUCUCGACCAUCUCUGAUGAUCGUGGACAGGAGCUUUUGUACGCUGGUAUGCCAAUCUCGGAUGUUUUCAAGGAGGAUAUUGGAAUUGGAGGUGUUAUGUCCCUUUUGUGGUUCCGUCGUCGUCUACCAGAUUACGCUAGCAAGUUCCUCGAGAUGGUCCUCAUGUUGACUGCCGAUCACGGACCAGCUGUCUCUGGUGCCAUGAACACCAUUAUCACCACCAGAGCCGGAAAGGAUUUGAUCAGUGCUCUUGUCAGUGGUCUUUUGACCAUCGGAUCCCGCUUCGGUGGUGCUCUUGAUGGAGCUGCUGAGGAGUUCACCAAGGCCUUUGACAAGGGUCUCAGUCCACGUGAUUUCGUUGACUCCAUGCGCAAGCAGAACAAGCUCAUUCCAGGUAUUGGCCACAAGGUCAAGUCUCGCAACAACCCAGAUCUCCGAGUCGAGCUCGUCAAGGAGUUUGUCAAGAAGCGUUUCCCCAGCUGCAAGAUGCUUGACUAUGCUCUUGCUGUUGAGUCUGUCACGACCUCCAAGAAGGACAACUUGAUUUUGAACGUCGAUGGUGCCGUUGCUGUCUGCUUCGUUGAUCUGAUGCGCAACUGUGGUGCCUUCAGCGCUGAGGAGGCCGAGGACUACCUUCAAAUGGGUGUCUUGAACGGUCUGUUUGUCUUGGGUCGCAGCAUCGGAUUGAUCGCACAUUACCUUGAUCAGAAGAGACUGCGCACUGGUCUCUACAGACAUCCUUGGGAUGAUAUCACCUACCUCCUCCCAAGCUUGUCCAGUGGUGCACCAGGUGCUGAGGGACGCGUUGAGGUUCAGAUG